AUGGCCCUGACCGGACCUCUUCUGUGCAUAUUUGGGUUAAGCCUUCUAGCCCUAGGACAAGCUCAGAAUUGCAGUGACUGCAUUACUGCAACCCGGAGGGGCAAAACUGUGUCCCAAACAUUGGUAUACCAUACGAUUUAUGAGUGUAAUGGACAAAGAUUAGAUUCUUGUUAUCACAAUCAAACAGAAUAUGCCAGAUGCAAUGAGAAGGGAAAAAUCAUUUGUUAUGAUCCAAAGGAAGUUCCCUAUCUAUGGUGGGUAGAAAUAAGGGCAAAUGAUGGGAAAGGGAAAUUGUUAGGAAGAAGCCAAACGACCACCAACCGCAGUCAACCCCUUUGGGUAACUUUUGAUGCUUGCCAGGCUAUCGACAACGAUGGUGCUUCAACUUGUGGGAAUAUGGGAUGGAGACGUUAUUAUAGUAGACAAGAAAAAUAUAUUUGCCCAGAGGAUCCUGGCCAAUGCCGCCAGUAUCGAAAUUCACCUGUAUAUGUGGUAGAAGCACCUUGGGUGCCAAUCCAGGAAAGAGCCCAAUACUACUGUGGGGAGACAGGGUGGAAUUGUGUGUGUUGGGCCACCUGGAAGAAGGGACCAAAUUCAUGUGUAGGUCUGAGAGCAGGAGUAAAAAGGGGAAUACCAUCAGCAAAUUGCACUGCUGAAACCUGUAAUCCAGUGAAUCUAACAAUAUAUGACAUAGAAAAAUGGGAAAAAGCAAAGUACACAAGAUAUGGAGUCAGAAUUGCAGGAAAGGGGUCAGACCCAGGGGUGAUUCUUGAUGUAAAAGUACUACAAAAGAGCAGAGAAGGGAAAUCACAACACUUAGUAUUUCAUUCAUUUUAUCAUGAGAUAGAAUCAGGAGUUAAGUAUGAAAUUCCAACAGUUGCAAAAAAUCUGUUUGUGAAUUUGGCUGAGAAUAUUGCAAAAUCUUUGAAUGUAACCAAUUGUUAUGUCUGUGGAGGUACCAAUCAAGGAGAUCGAUGGCCCUGGGAAUCAAUGGAAGCAAACAUCUCUGAUCCCAACACCUGGAAAGUAGAGAGAGGUAACAGAAAGCAGCAGUGGGUCCUACAAACCAGUAUAAUUGGAAGGAGCUGCUGGCAGAGACUGGGUGAUGGUAAAUUCGUAGGGAAUUUGGAAUGUGAAGGAGGCUAUGAGUGGAAUGAAACUAAAAACACAUGGGAAAGAUGGGGCACUCCUCUGGAAAUGCCAUUCCAACUAAGAAACUGGACCAAUGGAAGUACAAUUGUAAAUGGGUGGCCAGCCCCAGGUGGAUAUUAUUGGAUAUGUGGGAAAGUAGCCUAUGCUCUCCUACCCAAAAAUUGGGUAGGAUCAUGUGUAUUAGGGACAAUUAGACCCAGCUUCUUCCUGUUACCUAUCUCCAAGGGAGAAAAGUUAGGCAUACAGCUAUACACUGAGACUGAUGAGCUAAGAAGGGCCAAGAGGGAUCUCCAAAUAGGAAAUUGGAAAGACAACGAGUGGCCUCCUGAAAGGAUCAUUGCCUAUUAUGACCCUGCAACAUGGGCAGAAGAUGGAUCUUGGGGCUAUCGAACCCCAAUAUAUAUGCUUAAUAGGAUAAUUAGACUGCAAGCAGUAGUUGAAAUAAUAGUAAACAAAACUGGAGAUGCUUUGAACCUAAUAGCAAAGCAGAAUACCCAAAUGAGAACUGCCAUAUAUCAAAAUAGAUUAGCAUUAGACUAUCUACUAGCUCAUGAAGGGGGUGUAUGUGGGAAAUUCAACCUAACCAACUGCUGCCUGGGAAUAGAUGAAGAAGGAAAUGCUGUUAACCAACUGGUAAAAGAGAUGAAGAAAAUUGCUCACGUCCCGGUACAAACCUGGAAUGGAGUAAACUUAGGGAACUGGUGGAAUAAUCUGGGGGUAAGCAAUUGGCUUACUAAAUUGGCUUUGGUGGGAGGGGGAGUGCUGAUUGUGAUACUAAUUGUACCUUGUCUCAUACCAUGUUUUAUAAGACUGAUCACGAUGGUUGUGCAAGGAAUGCAAGUGACUCUUGUACCCCACAACCCAGAAGAGAAAACCAAACCCCAACCUAUAAUGAUUGUUCAGGCGAUAAAAGAAAGGAGGAAAGAUGGAGAAUUAAACUCUCUAGAGCAAGUAAUUGCCCGAUUUGAAGCUAAAACACGAAUCAAUCUGAUCAAAAAGCAAAUGGGGGAUUGUGAUAAAUAUAUAGAAUCAUAUGUCUGAUCCGAUCAAUUCGUGGUAAAAGGUCACAGACAUGGAGGAAGGGGGUUUGAAUGGAAC
Messenger RNA from Pogoniulus pusillus (Red-fronted tinkerbird), 2250 nucleotides. It is a transcript of the gene ERV3-1, whose product is annotated as endogenous retrovirus group 3 member 1, envelope. The transcript has a single exon. The record is from RefSeq and is a predicted model, not a curated record. Lineage: Eukaryota; Metazoa; Chordata; Aves; Piciformes; Lybiidae. Bases 1 to 2193 code for a protein of 730 amino acids.